UCGCAAAAUAACGCUAAUUGAUCUUCGCAUGCGUAACAAGAAUUUUUUUGUCACUUUACAUAAAACUUUUUACAGCAAAUAUAUUUAUUACUCAUCAUACACAUUUAUAAAGAUUAUUUUCAAUUUCAAUAAGUGAAUAAUAAUUUAUUUAACUAUAAAGUUUAUUGAUGAUCAAUAUACGAGUAAAGUUUUUUGCUCUUCGGCGGUUCGUUUACAACUGCCUGUUCGUAAGAGAGUUUACUCGAAGUAAACUUUUAUCGUUUACAAUGCAUGUGAUCCUAUGAAAAAUUACUGUGAUUAUUGAAUAAUAGAUCGAUCAUGCGCAUAACAAGAAUAAUGUAACCAUCUCAGUAACGAUCGAUAAAACGACAGAAUACAAGGUAGUCAUUAGUAGACAACUUAAGAAUAAAUAUGAAAACCUCAGUAGGAUUUAAUUAUGCAUGUCAAUGGAGUGAAUUGUCGUUGCGUAUUCUUGGAAUAUGGCCACUUUAUAAAUUUACAUUAUUAAAAAAAUUGCGAGUAUAUUUUAACAUUAUUUUUGUUCUCGCCGUGUUUUAUCUUCCACACACUGGAACAAUUAUUAUUAUUUGGGGUGAUAUUGAUAGUAUGGUUAAUUUACUCUCAUACAAUGUUUCUGCAAUUGUUGCUAUUGGCAAAUAUAUUGUUCUAUACAAUCAAAGAUAUGUUUUGGCAUCAAUUAUUGAAAUAAUGGCAGAAGAUUGGAGUACUGUUAAAUCGCAAUACAAUAAAAAAAUAAUGAUGAAUGAAGCUAAAAUUGGCCGAAUCCUGGCAUUUAUAUCAAUUUUGUAUGCUCCAUUAAUUGUAUUCUUACACAUUCUAGUGACGACUUAUUUGAAACCCGAGAAAUUAUUUCUUUACGGAUCAACUCCAACAAUAGCAAGUAAUCUAAUGUGGCCGAGUUAUUUUCCAUUCAAUACUUCAAGAAAUUAUAUUUUUGAAAUAACUUGGAUAUGUCAAAUAACAGCAACAAUGUUUACGUCACUUGUAUAUGGAACUUUUGACACUUUUAUGACAGUACUUGUUUUGCACCUCUGCAGCCAAUUAGCUAUCGUUCGUAACCAAUUGAAAAAUCUCUACAAUGUAAAUAAACACCCAGCUGUUGAUAAAUUGGUUGCAGAAAAACUUCGGGAUAUCGUAAAACGACACGAAUAUCUUAUCAAUUUAGCAGAAACUAUCGAGAAAACUUUCACUUUAAUACUUCUUCCGCAAUUGAUAUGCUAUCCACUUAUCUUUUGCUUUCAAGGAUACGCCAUGUUAACGAGUAUGGCCAAAACUCAAGUCUCGAGUCUACAAAUUUUAUAUUAUCUUAGUUAUGAUACCUACACGCUGUACCAUCUCUUCAUUUUUUGUUGGAUUGGAGAGCAUCUCUACAAUGAGAGCACAAAAAUCGGAUAUGCAUAUUAUGAAAGUUUGUGGUACAAUCACUCAUUUACUCAUGCGUAUUCGCUUAUGAUUAUUGGAUACCGCGCUUUACGGCCACUUCACAUAACAGCCGGAAAAUUUGCUCGAUUCUCACUAGGUUUAUUCGUUUCUAUAAUAAAAACAUCAAUGGGGUAUUUAAAUUUACUAAGAGCUGUUCAAAGUCAUGGAUAUUAAUUAUGUUUUUCAUAAAAAAUAAUCAAUAAAAAAAUGGUAUUGU
Molecule: messenger RNA, 1660 nt
Organism: Microplitis mediator
Lineage: Eukaryota; Metazoa; Arthropoda; Insecta; Hymenoptera; Braconidae
Product: odorant receptor 4-like
Exons: 8
Coding region: 412-1617 (401 amino acids)
Biological process (GO): sensory perception of smell; detection of chemical stimulus involved in sensory perception of smell
Cellular component (GO): plasma membrane
Molecular function (GO): odorant binding; olfactory receptor activity
Source: RefSeq, a predicted model, not a curated record